This is a messenger RNA of Peromyscus californicus insignis, 1105 nucleotides long. It is a transcript of the gene Spata45, whose product is annotated as spermatogenesis associated 45. Lineage: Eukaryota; Metazoa; Chordata; Mammalia; Rodentia; Cricetidae. The record is from RefSeq and is a predicted model, not a curated record. The coding region runs from base 620 to 1060 and encodes 146 amino acids. The transcript is spliced from 2 exons.
CAGGCCCUGCAGUCUGCAUUCCCAGCAGCCUAAGGUGGUUCUUCAGAGGUUUUUUGAGAGGAUUGGAUCAGCAAUUUUUGAGAGGAUUUUUUUCUUCCUUCGGCAAUAGAUAUCUAAAGAGAUCUAUUUAAAUCACUUAAAUACCAGCAGACUAUUUUAGGUAGUUUAUACAUUAUCUUUUGUAUGUGUUUUAUUGUUGUUUUGUUUUCUGAAGCAGGAGUUCACUCUAUCCCAGGCUGACCCAGAGCUUACUCUGUAACCCUGGCUGGCCUUGAACUCAAUACAAUCAUUCUACCUCAACCUCCUGAAUGCUGAGGUUACAGGUAUGAGUGCUAAGGCACCCAGGUUUAACUGCUUCUUAACGGGCUCCUCCAUUAUAAUUAUACUUUGUUCAAACUGCAGCAGAUAUUGUAAAAGAUACAGCUCUAAGCUCACAGAUUUCCCAAAGCAGAAAGAUAAAACAGAAAAGGUUCAUAAGUCAGAGAUGGAAACAUAAACUGCUGGCCCAUCUUAGAUCAGUCACAGGCUAUUGUGGCAGGAAAAUACAACAUUAGUUGUUGGGUGCUGCUGAAUUUUGCAGUAUUUGGGGGACAAUAAUGACCCGAGUCGGUUCUGUAGCAUGUUUCGAAACAUGGUCUUGCAGAAGAAGAAAGUACUGGUAAAUGUGGAUAUGAUGGUGAAUCUGGCUUCUGAAUUGGACAGGAAACUAAUAAGCAAUGUGUUUGCAGGACGGCAAGAGUCAGCUGAUAACUGGUGUGCUAACAAAAUGGCAUCUGUGAACAAGAGCAUUGAUGUGAAAAGAGACAGACCGAGCAGAAAGCAGCUUCUGGAAGAGAUAAAUGAAAAGCGUGAGUCCUACUGUCUGGUGGAGAGAAGCAAUCAAGUUAGCUUCCUGCGAGUUCAGAAGAGGCACUUCAGCCAGGCCUACCAGUCUUUAGCUUCUGUGAAUGUCAAAGAGUCUGUUCCUGAAAGUGACAGGACCUCCUGGGUCGGUCGGGGCCUCUUUGUUCGCAAGGAGAGAAGGCACUUUCCACCGAAAAAUAAUGCCAUAUUUGGAUAAAGUACAUGUCCAGAGACCACACAAAUAAAUUCUCUUCCAUCAGUC